AAAGCGGCAACAUGUUGCAUAUACAAAAUGAGUGAAAAUUGAGAAAUUUUAAUGAAAACAAAUAACAACAACAAAAAACAACUGCUAAAGAAAACAAAAGUAAAUAUUCAUUAAUAAAAUUAAUGAUUGGCAACCAGUGAUAACAGACCAAUGAUGGUUUAUACAACAUUUUGAAUGAUAGUCAGUCAUUACCAUGACAUCUCUUGUUUAUAUGUUUGUAUUACUGUUAUCUAGUACUUAUGUCCUGUGUUGAAAAAAAAAAUACUAUAAAACACUGAGGAUUUUUGGCUAAAGUAACAGUUGUGUCCCUUUAAUUAUAGAGAAAAUGUCUCGAUUAUAUUUAUUGGUUAUUAUCAUCUUCGGUUGUUAUAUCACUUUCUUGAGUGCUGCCAACGAUUCUAGUUAUCUUUUUAAAAGCACUUAUUUUAAGUAUAAAGUAAGACUGAUUAACUACACGAGCCGCAUUUUCUGUAGUUCUCAAGUGAAAGUGGUAAAUGUUUAUUUUGAAAAUGAAACCUCAUUAAGUUCUCCGGGACAAAUAUUAAAAGUGCUUAAUGAUUGUGGCGUAUCGCAUAUUUCUUUUAGAAACAAAUUUCGCACUAAGCCUCUGGAAAUACUCAAAGAUGAUGGCAUAAUCAUGUAUUUAAUAAUGGUACUACGUGAUAUCUCUCAAACCGUUCAGCUAACGUUUCUACGCAGAAGAUCAGCUUCCAAACAUUUAACCUUUAUAUUUCUAAUGAUAGAAGAUUCAAAGUCCGUAACAUCGGAAUGGCUGGAAAGUACUUUUGAAAAUUUUUGGAAUAUGCGUAUUUUAAAUGUAGCUGUCAUUUGUCAUCAUGGUGGUAAAUUGCAUAUACAUCGCUAUGAUCCCUUUCUUAAACGACUAAUGCCGGAAACAGAAACCAAAGAACGAUAUCAUAAUCUCACAGUAAGAGAUAUAUUUCCUCAAAAUAUUUUAAAUAUGAGAGGUCAACCGUUACGUAUGUGUAUGUAUCAAGAUGAUAUACGUUCGCUAUAUGAUCAUCGGGACCAGUUAAUAGGAUCAGAUGGUUUAAUGUCGGUCUAUUUGGCGGAACGUUUAAAUGCCACACGCAUUAUAAAUUGGGUGAAGCCCUAUGGCAAUACCUCGAUUACCAAUGAUAUUUGCUUUAGAGAAAUUGUAGAGGAAAUCGAUGAUGUUUCGGUAAAUAUAAGAUUUUUAUCAUUGGAGUCGUUUUACAAGAGGGCGGAAUAUACUAUAGUACAUAGUCGUGAUGAUUUGUGUGUUAUGGUACCGAAAGCUAAAAUUGCCUCAACAUUUUGGAAUCUAUUUCGCUCGUUCAAUAUGGGAGUUUGGUUUACGAUCUUAUCAACCAUAAUAUUUGCCUGUGUAUUUUGUCUUAUUAGCUAUAGAAAAAUAUGUUGUAACAGUAACUUUAUUUUGCAAUUAUAUGCCUGUAUAAUAGCCAUGCCCUUUCUGAAGUUGCAUCGUCCUACCUCUUUACGCAUUUUCCUAUGUGUUUGGCUAGUAUAUGGCAUGUUAAUAUCGGCUGCUUUUAAAGGCAAUCUCACUGGUAACCUGGUGAAUCGCCAGUAUUUACCAGAUGUUAAUACUAUAAGGGAUUUAGUCGAGAGUCCCUAUCAUUUGGCUGUUUUGCCUCGUCAUCUAAAACACAUACACCGUUAUAUAGAUAUAAAGAAUAUGCACGGAGCCAUGUUGAAAGAGAAACUAAUCGAAAUACCUGAUUUACAAUUCAAGUAUUUGAUAGAAAUGAAUAACUUGUCUUAUGCCUAUUUGCAAAAAUAUCAUGUUUCUGUAUUUCACGUCAAUUCCAGAAAACAUUCCAAAUGGGGUCAACCUCUUUUUCAUGUUAUGGAACAGUGUAUUGUUCCAUUUCAUGCGGUUUAUAUUGUACCCUAUGGUUCACCGUAUUUGGGUUUUAUUAAUACGCUAAUGCGUAAUGCCCAGGAAUUUGGUUUCAUUAACUAUUGGGAUCGUUUAAUGAAUGCGGCGUUUCGCAGCUCUAGAAGAAGUAUAUUUCGUAAAAGACGUUCUGAUGAUGAUGAACCUGUAGUCCUUAAGUUGGGACAUUAUCAGGCAGUGUUUUGUUUUUUAUUUUUUGGUUUGGUAGUUUCAUCGAUAUGUUUCCUCUGUGAGUUGUUGUUUACUCCAGAGUUUAGGCGAAAAUCCAAAAGUUUCUAUGAGUUUUUAAAUUUUGAAGUUUGAUUGUAGUGAAAGCUUUUCCCUGCUUAAGAUCGCCAAAAAGCCUCUUAAAAUAAUGAAUUCUGGGUAACGAAUUAAUACAGUUAGACAAAGAGCUUUUUUUAAUCACAAAAAUUCUUCUACGCGAAAAAAGUUUUUUUGGUAAAACAUUUUUGAUGACAUAAAGAUUUUGACAAAAAAGAAGCUUUUUUAUGAAAAGUUUACUUGAAACUUACGAUAAACCCUUUCGUAUGAUAAAUGAAAACUCUUUGAAGCGAGCUAAGAUGCAAACAAGCUUUGAAACAGUGACAUUUUUAAGCUCUGGCCGCGAUUGUAAACAACUAGUUUAUGUUAAAAAGCUUUAAAUUCAACAGUUAAAAAACUUUUACAGCAUUCUGCGAAUGAUUUUAUAUAAAAAAACAUAAACCUUAUAAAUUAAAAACUUCAAACUUUAAAGCUUAACAUAACACAAAUAGGAGCUUUUUUCACAUUAUUUUUUUCAAUUAAUUCUAACAUUCCCAAAAAGGACAACAAUAAUAACAUGCUUUUAGAAAACUAAACAAAAAACUUACCACUUUCUUUUCCUCCAAAGCUUUAUUGGCUUCUUUUAGGGCAUUUAUCUCAUUUGUCAGUCUUUGUAUUUCAUAAUUGACUAGGCCACCCAUGGCAGCCUGUGGCAAGUUAUUUUCGUUAUUUGUGCUGGCUGUAUCACAUUUUUUAUUGUUAUUAUUAACACCAGCUUUCUUUAAAAGCUCUACAGCAUUUUGUAGCUUUUUCACUUCAGUUUUCCAUUUACGUGCUUCAGAUUCAUUUUGGGCUC
Messenger RNA from Lucilia cuprina (Australian sheep blowfly), 3002 nucleotides. RefSeq lists its product as uncharacterized. Bases 326 to 2206 code for a protein of 626 amino acids. The transcript is spliced from 2 exons. NCBI's taxonomy places the organism in Eukaryota, Metazoa, Arthropoda, Insecta, Diptera, Calliphoridae. The record is from RefSeq and is a predicted model, not a curated record.